GCCCUGCGCCGAGUGGUUGAGGAGAUUGGACGCCGCGAGUGAGGUCAUCACAGGGCGCCGCAGAGGGGACCGGGAAGCGCAGAGUCUUCAGGGCCAUCAUGGCAGUCAAGUGGACUGGUGGACAUUCUUCUCCUAUUCUCUGCCUGAAUGCAAAUAAAGAUGGGCUAGUGGCUUCCGGAGCAGAAGGUGGAGAUCUCAUAGCUUGGGGUGAAGAUGGGACUCCAUUAGGACACCUGCAGUUCCAAGAAGCCAAUGAUGUCACCAGUGUCAUAUUUUCUCCUUCCUGUCCCACCAAGCUCUUUGCAUCACACGGAGAAACCAUUAGCAUUUUGGAUGUCAGGUCCCUUAAAGGUUCUCUGGAUAAUUUUCAUGUGAAUGAAGAAGAAAUCAAUUGUCUGUCAUUGAAUGAAACUGAAAGCCUGCUGGCUUCUGCUGAUGACUCUGGGACAAUCAAAAUCCUAGACUUGGAAAAGAAGAAAGUUACCAGAACCCUGAAGAGACACUCCAAUAUCUGUUCCUCUGUAGCUUUUCGACCUCAGAGGCCUCAGAGCCUGUUGUCAUGUGGCCUGGAUAUGCAGGUGAUGCUGUGGAAUCUUCAGAAAGCUCGCCCGCUCUGGAUUACAAAUUUACAGGAGGAUGAAACAGAAGAAAUGGAAAACCCACAAUCACCUGGCCAGCUCUUAAAUCCUGCCCUAGCACACUCUAUUUCUGUAGCAUCAUGUGGCAAUAUUUUUAGUUGUGGUGCAGAAGAUGGUAAAGUGCGAAUCUUUAGGGUGAUGGGAGUCAAAUGCAAACGAGAGCUGGGAUUUAAGGGCCAUACUUUGGGGGUGUCCCAAGUCUGCUUUCUGCCAGAAUCCUACUUGCUGCUCACUGGAGGGAAUGAUGGGAAGAUAAUGAUAUGGGAUGUGAGCAGUGAAAUUGAGGAAAAAACCAAGAGUCCUGCAAAACAUACUCACAGGAAGAAAGCCAAAAGAGCAACUUACACCAAACAGGAGGAAAACAGUGCUCCCAUAACAGAUGUGAAAGAACAUGGCAAAAUUUUACCAAAGCUAAAUAUUGAGCAUGGGGAAAAAGUGAACUGGCUCUUGACUACCCAAAUAAAGGGACACCAAAGUAUAUUAGUUGCUGAUCAAACUAGCUGUAUAUCUGUAUACCCUUUAAAUGAAUUUAAAAUGUCAUAAAAAAAUUUGCAAAAACUGUGGCAAACUUAUUUUUAGGUUAAAAACUCCUGCUUCUUUUAAACUGUUUACCAUAUAUUUACCAUUUUAUUGUGCAAACUUUAAUAAGACAUUUGAAGAAAAGAAAAUAAUUGGGUAUUUCAUAUGAUACAUUAAAAUUUGGAGGAAGA
Messenger RNA from Perognathus longimembris pacificus (Pacific pocket mouse), 1348 nucleotides. It is a transcript of the gene Wdr53, whose product is annotated as WD repeat domain 53. The record is from RefSeq and is a predicted model, not a curated record. The transcript has 3 exons. Bases 99 to 1181 code for a protein of 360 amino acids. Gene Ontology annotation, molecular function: protein binding. NCBI's taxonomy places the organism in Eukaryota, Metazoa, Chordata, Mammalia, Rodentia, Heteromyidae.